Molecule: messenger RNA, 2073 nt
Organism: Penicillium diatomitis
Lineage: Eukaryota; Fungi; Ascomycota; Eurotiomycetes; Eurotiales; Aspergillaceae
Product: C2H2-type zinc finger protein
Exons: 3
Coding region: 1-2073 (690 amino acids)
Source: RefSeq, a predicted model, not a curated record
AUGGGUGGCUGCGUGGGAAGGUCGAACUACCUCCACAAGCAGCCCUCCACAACCCGGAAGUCUGGCCGAAUCGAUGGGCGGGUCUGCGGAGCCGACUUCGGGGGAGUCACGCCCUUCGACAACACUCGGAUCCCCCUCCUGGACAACUGCACCAUGCUAGACCAACAAGAUUCGUGUCAUCUCCGUACGGCGGAUGUCAACUCCUCAGAGCAUCCUGGCGGAGGGCUUGACUUCCAUUCGGCAUCAGUCAACAACGUUGGGGACAGUGAAAUUGCAUUUCUCUACGAUUAUGAUCAAGUGCAAGGCUCGGCUGUUGAAGAGGAGGCCUACAAUCUGCACGAGAACAAUUAUGACUCGACCAGUUACUCACAAGAGAACAAUGACGCAUUGGGUUCCAUGUCAGAUUGGGUGCAUUAUCCCAGUAACCUUGACGCUUGGAAUAUGGCGAACUCGGGCUUGGGUGACUACGAUCCCAAUGUCACCAGGGGUCUCUUGCCUGAAUACUUGAACGUUCAAGCCGGGAUUGCUGGGCUUUCGUACCCCACAACACCACCAUUGCCUCCUCCUGAUUAUCAUCGUAUGGCCGAGCAGAACCAACCCUGGGGCUCGCCUUUCUUGGGCAGUGGACUAUCGUUGGAAUCCUCAGUCCCAGCGGAUUCCAAUACUCAACCAACAUCGAUGGCAAAACCUAUGAACCGGCCCGUUGGCCUCCCAAGAAAAAGAAGUCAAUAUUCCUUCACGAAGAACAGACAGUACGGCAGUGGAUAUUCGACUCCUUUAAGCCCCCACUCGCGGGACCCAAUGCAAAGAUGGCAAGAGUCUCCUCCCGAGGACGAACCGGCCUCUUUAUCUGCAAUUAUGCGAGCUAUUGAUGACUCACGAGAUUCGUCCUCCGACCGAGCGAUCUCGAUGACUGUGCCAGCUUCAUUCCGACACCACCGUCGACCAGCGUCAAUCAAUAGCUCCAUAAGCGCCAACAGCGUCUCAUCAUGGCAGUCCUCGAUGUCGGGGCGAUCCCCAGUGGCGUCGUCGUGGAAUUCUCAAUCACAGCCAGCGGGCUCUAAAGUUCAAAAGGGCAAGAGAAAGUCCAAGAAACCGAGUGGUCUGGACACCGAGAGAGUCUUUUGCUGCACGUUUUGUUGUGAUACAUUCAAGAACAAAUACGAUUGGUCCAGGCACGAGAAGUCCCUCCAUCUCAACCUGGGCGGCUGGGCAUGCACACCCAACGGCGGUAUCGUGUCGUCGAAAUUCGAUGGGCGACCCCAGUGUGUCUACUGUGGAGCGGAGAAUCCUACGCUGCAGCAUUUGGAGACGCAUAAUCACUUCCAAUGCUCCGAAUCGACUCACUUGUUUCGCCGAAAGGAUCAUCUAGUUCAACAUCUUCGACUUGUGCACGCCCUAGACGCUCUACCACCGCUAGAUGACUGGGAAAUUCCCGGCCCACCCAUCACCUCGCGUUGUGGCUUUUGCGAUCAAAGACUGGAGACUUGGGACGAAAGGGCGGAUCACCUGGCGACCCACUUCCGUCAAGGAAUGACCAUGAAGGACUGGCAGGGUGAACAUGACUUUGCCCCGGAGAUCGCCGCCCAAGUAAUCAAUUCUCUCCCACCGUACAUUCUGAGCUGGGAAGCCGGUACACUGGUACCAUUCAGGGCAUCAGACAAGACCGCGCAGGACCAUUUGAAUUUGCUUUCUGCCAGAGUGAACUCAAUGGCUGCUCAAAGUACCCCAACACAAAUGAUUGAGCCGGCGGUGCCACGGGAGAAUGACUCGACCCUGCCUGCUGUGGAAGAGACGAUGGUUCCCCUUGGAACUUUCACAGGCAUUCUCACCCAGCAUCUGAGCCGCUACGCUCGUCAGAAAAUGAGCCUGGGAAUCAUUCCCACGGAUGAAAUGUUCCAGCAAGAAUCCAGAAGGCUACUCUAUGACUCGGAAGAUUCCUGGAAUCAGUCGAUUGCAGAUAAUCCCGCCUGGAUAUCAUCGUUCCGCCGACAACUUCAAGUACAUCCGGGGCCUUUGGAGGGUGCCACCCUUGAGCGUUCCGAGUUGGUAGAGGCCGAAGUGGGUGAAUAA